Molecule: messenger RNA, 2583 nt
Organism: Alternaria rosae
Lineage: Eukaryota; Fungi; Ascomycota; Dothideomycetes; Pleosporales; Pleosporaceae
Product: kinase-like domain-containing protein
Exons: 5
Coding region: 1-2583 (860 amino acids)
Biological process (GO): protein phosphorylation
Molecular function (GO): protein kinase activity; ATP binding
Source: RefSeq, a predicted model, not a curated record
AUGGAAUCCGAACUUCACGAUUUCCUCGAGCGCGUAAACGAGUGCACAGCGGUCGCCGUAGCUGAUUCCAUGCCAACAGUCACUCGAUCGAUUGUAUCAAUAGAAGGGCUUCGAUCCUACCUGACUGAGGAGAGACUGCGAAGGCUCUUAUUCUAUGUGGGCAACUCCGACCUCUAUGAGCAUGCUGUCCGCGAAAGAUACCUAGCCGUAUUUUCGGUUCUUCUUUCGAUAGACAAGGGGCCCUAUCUAGCGAUCUUCGUGCAAUACGAUCACAUGGCAGACGGAAGGCUUCCUUUCCUUACCUGCGACGCAUGGCCGGAGGUUUGCAAAACCAUAUUCAAUGAGUUCUACGAAGCACAGUGGAAGUUCUGUCCAAAGCAGCUCGUGUAUGGCCAACUUCAUGACACUUGGCUACACAAGGAGAUGGUCGUGCCGUUCAGGGGCAAGGUACUUCUAAAGGAUAGUGUAGACUCGAUUGUCUUCAAGGUUGAGCUGUUCGAUGAGUACAAUCAUCUCAUACCCGACGAACUAGGUAUCCCCCCUACCAACGUCUUCAUUCUGAAAUCCUGCCGAUCGGACUACGCGAAGUUACACAACAAUGAGGUAAAGGCUUACAGGACACUAUUGAGUCACCCAAGUGGCCAGGAUGCGAUGCAAUAUAUGGCCCGCUUCUAUGGGUCGUGGGCACAGGGUGAGACUCGAAACAUAUUACGUGAAUAUGUCGGCGGUGGUACCCUUACAAACUUCUUCGAACGAACCGAGCCGCCAACGACGAUGGCCGAUAUCCUCGAAUUCUGGAAGAACUUCAUACAGUUCAUAAAGCCGAUAGGGUGUAUACAUCAUCUGCCCAAUCCGCACGAUCGUCAUUCGUACAAAGCUGGAUUACACAACGAUAUCAAGCCGGAUAACAUCCUUGUGUCAGAGCAAGACGGGAGCAAUCCGUAUAGAGUAUCAUUCAAACUGGCAGACCUUGGUCUCGCUGGGUUCGCAGUGGCCGAUGACCAAGAUGAGAUACAACUUCGCGACGUGCACGGUACGAAGAUGUACAGUGCACCCGAAUCCUUCCGUGGCGAGUCGGACAGGUCCAUGCAACAAAGCAUCAAGCAAGCACAUCCAGCUAAAGACAUAUGGGCCUUGGCUUGUGUGAUUAGUGAAGCCGCAGUGUGGACUGUGUUCGGCCAAAAAGGGCUAGACAAGUACCAUCGCCUGCGAGUCGAAGCUACCAAUGAUGAAACGACCCUCAGAAAUACAGGGUAUAGUGGCUGCUUCCAUAACACCAGAAAUGUCCUGUCUGCCGUAGACCAAAUGCAUAAGGAGGCCACUCAAAGUCGCCGAGCGAACAUCGAUAACAUCGUUGGCUCGGUCCUUGUUACUGUUGGCGGAAUGAUGAUGCAAGAUCCAGCGAAAAGACCAGAUGCGUGGAGAGUCUACGAGGAUCUUAAACGAGCUAUAGAACUGGCGACACCAACAGUUCAUGCUGUACCCACGCAACCACCUGCGCAAAACAACCAAGUUCGACACUCUAUGCCUGUAAAUAUGUCACCAACUCUUACAAACGGGCUGGGCUUGGAUAUGAAUCCGCUUUCCCUGCAGUCGUCUGGUGUUAUACAAGGGCAUCAAUCAUAUCAUCUUCCAGAAAGACGCUCAACGAUCAAUGGGCUUCCUUCUCCUCCCCCACCUUCUAGUGCUACCAGCUCUGGAAAAGGAAAAGCACCGAUGCGUGGUCCUUACAGUUCAGCCUCCCACACUACACAUGGGUCGCAACGGACACCACUGCCUCCCACACUGAGUCCUGUUCCACAAUAUCGUACAUCUGUCGGCUCGUCAGCCCGUCCCAAAGCCUCUAUCACAAAGGUUUUGGAAUACAUACCCAAGAAGAAAACGUGGCCACAUACUAUUUUACCGGGCGAGGAAUCAUUGAAAAGACUAGGUGGGCGAGAUCAGAUCUUUCUUGUUGAUGACUCUGCAUCCAUGCGACCAUAUUGGAAAGAAGUCCAACGCGUUUUCGAAGCUCUGGCGUACCUAGUCAAAACCAUGGAUCCGGACGGCAUCGAGUUACAUUUUGCCAAUAGUCCCGCGCACAAAGGUCGUGACAGAGACCGCAAGAAGCUCACAAAGAAAUUUGAAAGGGUGAGACCAUAUGGCGAAUGCCAAAUGGGUAUUGCGCUCAGCAACAUCCUCCCGCUCUACUACCAAAACUCGCACCAGAACCCGACAAGCAAGCGAUCGUCUUUGUCCCUACGAGCAGAGGAAAAGCCCCCGGUCAACAUCUACAUUCUCACAGACGGUGUAUGGUCGCCAGAUUCAUACUGCGUUUCCACCAUACAAGAUCACAUCACGAACCUGGCUGAUAAUUUGUGGAAGGCUGGCAAGUUACAGCAUGUCGGUAUUCAGUUCAUCCGUUUUGGGAAUGACGCGACGGGGAAACACCGCCUCGAAUAUCUCGACAACGAUAAAUUACAGCAUUACACAGUCCCUAUGGAUAUUGUCGAUACAGAGCCGUCCACCGGCAAUGUCUUCAAGAUGCUCCUCGCGAGUACCGAUCCUUCCUGGGAUAAUGACGAUGAUGAGCCCGGCGGCUGA